AUGAUUGAGAACUGGCGCCCCAUCAGUCUUCUCAAUGUUGAUAGAAAGAUCUUGGCAAAGAUUCUUUUUUGGCGCUUGUCGUCAGUAGCAGGCGAUUUGUUGUCCAGCCAUCAGCACUGUUCGGUCCAAGGUAGAAGUACCUUUUCAGCAGUUUUGGCUAUCCGGGAGGCUUUGGAACGAUGCAGGGCUGCUGGAUGGAGAAAGUACUUGCUGGCAUUGGAUCAGGCGAAAGCUUUUGAUCGAGUGAAUCAUGAAUAUCUGUGGUUGCUGCUUGGUAGAUAUGGCCUGCAGGGGAGGUUUAUAGAUUGGCUGAAGACAUUAUAUAAAGGGGCUGAGAGCUUCCCACUUGUUAAUGGUUGGGUUGGGUGGCCUUUUGAGGUUGGCUCUGGUGUGCGCCAGGGAUGUCCUUUGAGCCCCCUGCUAUAUGCUUUCGCAAUCGACCCCUUUGUAAGAAGGCUAGAGGGCGCAUCGUUGUGCGGGGUGCCUCUGGGCAUUGCUGGUGUGCCGCCUUUGAAGGUCGUUGCCUAUGCUGAUGAUGUGUCUGUUAUUAUCUCUGGGACUGAGGAGGCGCAGGAGGUGGUCUCUGUGAUAGAGCAGUACACGGAGGCUUCUGGCUCUAAAGUCAACCAUGAAAAGAGUGAAGUUUUCUGGAUGGGUGAGGAGGGUGAAAGCUUCAAACUUCCGGAUGCCUUCCCAGAGCCCCAGCAGGAAAUUAAAAUUUUGGGCAUCAAAUUUGGUCCUGGUGACUAUGGUCAUCGAAACUGGGAAAGCAGGUUAGUAGUUGUCAAUGCCAAAGUAGCGAGCUGGAAGAGAUGGAGGCUUUCCUUAAGAGAGAGGGUUGACUUGAUCAAAACUUACCUGAUCCCGAUCUUUUUAUAUGUCAGCUUCGUCUGUAUCUUGCCAGUAUCUCUCUAUGCACGGGUCUACAGCUGUUUUUUCCAACUGUUAUGGGGAAAUAGGCUGAACUUGAUCAAACGCAAUGUAACUUACCUGUCCAGGCGGGAGGGUGGCCUAGGAAUGGUCAACCCGAUAGUUUUCUUUUCUUUGCUCUUUUUAAAGUACAAUCUUGGUAAUAUGUUAGCAGAGACCCCGCCGGGAUGGGUGGGUAUUUUUCAGUCUUGGUUUAGGCCUUUUCUGCAUUGCUGGGAAGAUGGCGGCCCAGUGAAAGGUCUAAGAGUCCGACAUGGCAAGCUCCCGGCUUAUGUUGCCCCGUGUCUGAAAAUACUUCGGCAGUGGCAGGUGACAGUGGAGGGAUAUCAGGUCCCUUCCCAGGAAGCUUCUGGGGGAGAGGAUUUUGGCUUCUGCUUUCAGUGUGUCACUGGCCUUAAAGGAUUGCCCAGGCUCCGUAAUGAGGGAGGGAUUGUGUUUAAUUAA
Messenger RNA from Staurois parvus, 1374 nucleotides. NCBI's taxonomy places the organism in Eukaryota, Metazoa, Chordata, Amphibia, Anura, Ranidae. The record is from the annotation of a GenBank genome assembly.